Molecule: messenger RNA, 13803 nt
Organism: Cynoglossus semilaevis (tongue sole)
Lineage: Eukaryota; Metazoa; Chordata; Actinopteri; Pleuronectiformes; Cynoglossidae
Gene: sacs2
Product: sacsin molecular chaperone 2
Exons: 8
Coding region: 155-12943 (4262 amino acids)
Source: RefSeq, a predicted model, not a curated record
GUUAAGUUUCGUUUUUAGGGAAGCUUUUUUUUUCUUUGUUACUGCUACACCAGUCGACUAUAUAUAAACCCGGAAAGCAGAGAUGAGACUCCAUUUGCGUCCAGGAACACGGACAGAUGUGACCAAUAUGUGGAAGUGUUAAAGAAGAAAAAAAAUGAGUCUAAAGACAAAGAGGAAAUCUCGAACGUCAUUCGGGGCGACAGCUCCACCGUUUAUUGACUACCUGAAAGAUAUUCUCCGCCGCUAUCCAGAUGGAGGACAAAUAUUAAAGGAAUUGAUCCAAAACGCAGAUGAUGCCAAGGCCACAGAGGUUAUUUUUAUCCAUGAUGAGAGAAGUUAUGGAACCAAGAGCCUCUUUACCGAAGAACUGGGAAAAUACCAAGGGCCUGCUCUAUAUGCCUACAACAAUGCUGCUUUCACUGAUGAUGACUGGGAAGGGAUUCAGAUGGCAGGGAGGAGUGUCAAACGCAACGACCCAAACAAAGUCGGGAGGUUUGGAAUCGGCUUUAACUCCGUCUACCACACCACAGAUGUGCCAGGUAUAUUCAGCUCAGUCCACCUUGGCUUCAUGGACCCCCAAGAAAAAAUAUUUGGAGAGAAAAAUGGGGGUUUUCGUUGGUCUUUGGAUGACCCCGAUGACCAACAAACCCUGAUGUCCAUGCAAGACCAGUUUCAACCUUUCCGAGACAUAGUUGCGCUUGUGAGUGGACAAGAGUGGUCUGAAGUUGUCAUGGACAGCCACUACUUCGAUGGCACAAUCUUCAGAUUUCCAUUGCGCAAAGAGAAGUCUGAAAUCUCAGACAAUCUGUAUGAUUCGAAGAGGGUGGUUGAGCUUUUUGACAGCUUCAUUGCAGAUGCAGACUUGAGCCUCCUGUUCCUCAAACAUGUCACCUCUUUGUCACUGAUACAUAUCGACGUGCACGGUACCGUCAAUAACAGGUUUAAAGUGACAUCCUCAGUGCAGCCAGAUGCUGUUUUGUUGUCAGAGGAAAACUCCGCUGUUGAAGGCUCAACAAUGUUCAAAAUAAUUACUCUUCACUCAGACAAACAGAGAGACACCAAGUGGCUACUGACAACGUGUACCAUGAAAGAAACUACGGUAGAAAACCUUGACUCACUAGCAAAAAAGUUGAGCUUUUUCCCUCAGGUUGAUCUGGCUUUUCCAUGUGAUAGAAAGGUGGACUGUGGUCAGAGUAGACUGAGCUGCUUUCUCCCUCUUCCAAACAAUGAGUCCAACAAGACACGACUUCCUGUUCAUCUCAACGCCUGCUUUGGUCUCACUGACAAUAGACGAGAAAUCAAGUGGCAAGAAGAAGACCAGCAACAUGAUGAACAUGCUGUAUGGAAUGAGCUGCUGAUGAAGGAGGUGCUCCCACAUGCAUACUUAAUGAUCAUCCAAGAUGCCAUCAGACUUGCCAAACGGUCUCUUCUUCCUGUCCCUGUUGUGUACGAUCUGUGGCCGGAUAUGGCCCAGAUUCAGCACAAAGAAAAAUGGCAGGUCAUUGUUCAGAAUGUUUUAAGUCACAUAUUCAGAGAGAAGGUGGCAGUCCUCUCUCUUGCAAAAGACGAAAAAAGCUUCAUCUCUCCAUCAGAAGCUGUGUUCCCCUGUAAUGGUCCAACUAGUCCUGAAAUAUUGGCUGCCAUUAAACAGACUUUGAUUUCAUGUGGCGAGAACCUGGUCACAUUACCAGUACAUGUUGCAAAAGCCAUUAACCAAGCUUUUCCAAAUGUCGGCACCCUGAAACAUGUGACUCCAGCCUUUGUGAGGAACACUCUUCGAAGAAUUGGCACAUAUGACAUCCCCAAAGACAACAAAGUCUGUCUCUUGGAGUAUGUUUUGAAUGAUGAGAAAUAUGAAGAACUUAAAGGUCUUCAGCUGCUCCCACUCAGUGACGGCUCUUUCAGAUCUUUCUCUGACAGAGAUGAAGACACCACUUUAAUAGACAGCAAAGACUUCCCAAGAACACUGCUGCCACUCUGCAAACACCUCUUCAUCCCAGAUGACCUCAGUCAAGCAUGUACCAGCUACUUGAAAGCACUGGGCACAAAAAAUUUGUACAAGGUUAUCAACAUUGAUGCAAACCACGUGGCUGAGUAUACCAGGAGAUUCUUGCCCCAGGAAUGGAAGGACACCAGGACAGGGCUUGUGACCUGGGACACCAGCAGCAGUCAACAUCCACCUUUGAAAUGGAUACAGGAAUUCUGGGUAUUUCUCAACUCUCAUUUCAAGGAGUUAAGUCGUUUCACUGGUAUCCCAUUAAUACCAGUUGGGAAUCUGUCUGUCAGUCACAAUGUACCAUUAGCCCCAUUGCAAACAAACUAUAUCUUUCAGACGAACAAAGAUGCUAAACUGCCUGAUCAAAUAGCUACAUUGGUAAACAAAGCUGGUGGCACUGUGGUAAAAGAAAACAUCUGGCUCAAACACACAGAUCUAGACUCUUAUGUGUUGCAGCCUUCUCCAGUGAAUGUCCUUAAAGUGUUGGUUAAUUUAGAAUGCCAGCGUCUCAUCACGGAACUCAAAGCCACAUCUCACUCAGUUCGAGAUGAACUGAAAGAAUAUCUGUCCUGUCUGAAAUCACUUUCGAGUUGUGAAAAAAACCUACUCUCAAAGUUGCCUCUUUUUCAGACUAUGAAAGGACAGUGUUCCGCAGUUCAGUCAAAACAGGCCGUGCUUCUCAUAUCUGACUUUAAAGUACCAGCAGAGCUGCCUCUGCCUGACUCAAUUGUCCAGUGUGCUACUGAAGCAGAUCGCAGACUGUUGCAGCUGCUUGACAUUAAACUCCUAAGCACAGCUGAAGCAGCCAAUCUGCUCAUUGAUUGUAUUGAGAAAGGGUCAUGCUCUAAAGAUGAUACUGAAAAAAUCAUGACCUGGAUUUUACAGCACGGCAGUAUGCUCUUCCCUCAAAACAUGGCCUUGAAAGACAGAUGUAAAAACUUAAGUUUUAUUGAAGUGAAAGGGCAGCAGAAAAAGGUUUCAUGUUUUUUUGACCCGAGAAUUCAUACUUUCACUGUCAUAUUUGAGUCUGACCUCUUCCCUCCGCACAAGUACACUCAAACAUCACAGAUGCUUGAAAGCCUCACAGAUCUUGGUUUGAUGAACAAGGAAGCAGAUGUUUCGCCCGUUGCAUUUCUACAUGCUGCAACACUGAUUGAUAAAAUGCAUCUUGCUUCUCCGACCGAAGCUCAGAAAAGGGCUCAGGUUCUCCUUAAAAUGUUGGAUGUGACUGAUCUGCUCUCAAAGUUUACUCAUGAGCAGCUUCAACAACUAAAAAAGCUGAAAUGGGUACCAUGUGAUAAACCUGAUGAAGAAAAAUCUCAGAGAAGUUUCUUUUGCCCCAAUGAAACAAGAGACUCUAUGUAUAAAGACAUUGUUGGACGUGUGAUGCCUCUUGUGGAAAACCUCAGUGACAGAGUCAGCACCAAACUUGGGUUCAAAUGCUCACCCCCACCUGACAAAGUAAUAGAGAACUUGUUGGCCUUAGCAUCAAAGACAAGGCAAAUGGGUGAUCCUGACAAAAAUGCAUGUUUCAAAAAGGAGCUGCAUAGCAUUUACAGGCAUAUGCAGGACUAUAUGUCUGAAUUUAAAUCCAGGAUAAACACAGACAUCUGUUGGAUUUGGAGUCACGACCAGUUUGUAUCUGCGAAAGACUUGUUUCUUGACUACCCACGCAAUCUAGACCUGAGCUUGUACAUUAGAAAAGUGUCAAAUGAAUUUCUGCCAUACAAAGAGCUCCUCCAGGCUUCAGGCCUCAAAACACUGAACUCUGAUGAAGAAAUCAUUGCUAUUCUCUAUUCGAUUCAGCAAACCAUCAUGGAGCAACAGUCUACUGCAAGUUCUUCUGAGGUGAAGGUGUCAGUUGAUAUCCUGAAUUGGUUUUGGAAAGAGAGAAAGGCAGUUGGGGAUGACAUUCCAGUGCCAGUCAUUUUGGAAGGUGGUCAAUACACCCUGAAACCAAAAUCAACUACAGUGUUCUGUGAUCUCAGCAAAAGUGCAUUGAAAGAGUUUGGUUGCAAUCAGGAGGAAGUUUACAUCAUACACGAGGAAAUCCCAAAAGCCACAGCUGAAUGGUUAAACAUUCAAUUUCUAAGUACCUACAUCCUUGACCCAGAGUUAGUCGGAAUUGAACAGUGUGGACAAUCAGAACCAAUAACAACAAGAAUUAAAAACAUCCUUAAAGAAUAUGAUGAAGACAGUGACAUCUUCAAAGAACUUAUUCAAAAUGCAGAGGAUGCUGGAGCAGAUGUCUGUAAAUUCCUGGUGGAUUUCAGAGUACACCGAGAUGCUCCUGAAAGCCUUAUAGAUCCUAACAUGGCCCUUUGUCAGGGACCCUGUCUUUGGGCUUUUAACAAUGAGCAGUUUUGGGAUGAGGACUGGAAAAACAUAAUAAGAGUUGGCUCUGCCUCAAAAGAAAACCAGGUGGAAAAGAUUGGGAAGUUCGGACUGGGAUUCAACACUGUUUACCAUGUGACAGAUAUUCCCUCAAUACUUAGUGGCAGCAGUCUUCUCAUACUCGACCCAAAUGUUAGUCACCUUAAAAAGCACAUAAAGCACAAAACAAAUCCAGGAAUCAAACUUGAUCUAUCUCAGCAGCGACACUUCAAGUGUUUUCCUGGACAGUUUGGACCAUAUGAAGGCAUUUUUGAUUUUUCAAAACAAAAACCUGUUGGACCCUAUCCUGGUACACUGAUAAAACUUCCUUUUCGAACUGCAGAAGAGGCUGCCCAGUCAGAAAUAAGCCAAAAAGUGUAUGACAAGUACAACAUCACCAGAUUUCAGCAGCAGUUCACUGAAUAUUCACAAACUCACCUGCUUUUUCUUAAGAAAAUCAGCACCUUAACCCUACAAACUAUCUCCAACACUGGAUCAACACCACCCAGAGACGAUGAAAUAGAUACCGUCUUUACCAUCUCAAAAAGAACUCUUAGUACGACAAGAGUUACUGAGGAAACCUGCGUGACAAAACAAUGUGAGGCUGAGAGAAUGUUAACAAAUCACGAUGAAAAAUCAAAGAUCAUAGACUGCUGUACAGUGAAUAUCAUCCAGAUCACCAGUCAGCACUGUGGUAAAACUGAAGUUCAACACUGGCUCCAGUACAACUGCUAUGGGUUGGACAGCGCUUUGAAAAUGGCCCUUCAAGAAAAUCAGAAUACCAAAUUCUCCCUUCCCAUUGGAGGCGUUGCUGUACCUUUGCAAAAAAAUCCCCAAACAGAAAAACUCAGGUCAUCACAAACACAUCUUGUUGGACAGGCAUUUUGCUUCCUUCCGCUGUCAAUUUGCACUGGUCUUCCUGUUAAUGUAAACGGUACAUUUGCAGUGACAAGCAACAGGAAAGCCCUUUGGGAAAGUGGUAUGAAACAUGAAUGGAACAAAGCUCUUCUUCAGGAUCCUAUAAUGACAGCAUAUCUCACUACCCUCUUGACAUUAAAGAAAAUGUCUCAAGACAAGCAACUGGAAGAGUAUACUUAUCACACCUUUUGGCCUGACAGAGAAGAAGUCAGUGAAACUUUUAAGCCAUUGGUUGAUGCCUUUUACUCAGCCAUUGCCAAAAACUCCAUUGGCCCAGAGCUGUUCAGUGAUGGAGAACAUUGGUGCACAAUGGAAAAUGCCAUAUUUCUACAUGAGAGCAUCAAAGAGAAUAAAGACAUUCAUGCACUGGCAGAGGACAUUUGCAAGAAAUAUGUAACAAAACCCAAACGUGUUGUUCCUCUCCCCCUGUGGUUGAGAAAUAACUUCAAACAGGCAAGGCUAGAGCAUGUUUUGCAGGACAGGACAUGGAACUGGGAGAAGCUUUUUAAAGAGGUAGUGUUUAACAACCUAGCAACCAUUGACCCUACAACUAGAGAUUCUCUUGUUUUGCAUGCAAUUGACCUUAACACUGAGGAAAUUGACAAUCUACUGGUCAACUUCCCAUGCAUCCCCACAACAGGUGGAAACUUACAGUACAUCAAUCAACUUGUGAACCCGUCAGGAAAGGUUGCUUGUCUUUUUGAACCACAUGAGGGGCGCUUGCUUGGGGGAUCUAAGAAUGACUUUUCUUCGCCCAAAAGGAUUCAGCGUUUGUUGGAACUUGGAAUGGCAAGUGAUUAUCUGCCACUAAAAGACAUCACAGAGAAAGCAGGAACCAUUUGCCAAACAUGGAGAACUGACAGAGAGAAAGCAAAUGAGCAAAUAAAAUGCCUCCUGGAACUCAUUAAGCAUCACAUGUAUGACAUAGACUCCAACUACUGGGAAACGUUAAAGAUGACUGAAUUUCUACCAGCAAUUUCACCUGAUGAUAACAAAGAGAAACCAGUCGUCACACUCAAAAGACCCACUGAUGUUUUUACUGACAACUGCAACCUACUUGUGAACCUGAUACAUCCUGUUUUGGAUCAUGAAAAACUAAAAAUACACAACACAGAUUCAGUCCUCAAAAUAUUGGGAACUCAUGACACACCAAGCCCAGAGACAGUGCUACAGCAACUGCAGGGAGCAUACAGACAGUCAAAGUCUAUUGACAAAUCUAUGCUUCACAGAAUAGCAUUUGAAUGUUAUAAGUUUCUGGACCAGUGGCUCAUCGACAAUGAAGAUCCAUCUGAUGUUUUAGAAAAAGCAAAGUCAUUCCCUUUCAUUCUCAUUGGCAGCACAUUUGCAAAUGUGACUUGUGUUGCUAAAAGUGAGCAAUUUGAAGCAAAGCCCUACCUCCAUGUUCUCCCAGAUGCAUUUAAACGCUUUGAGAAGCUCUGGGAAAGUGUAGGUGUUGCAGAAAAAUAUACAGUCAGUCAAUGUGUGUCUGUGCUAGAGGAACUGCACAGUCAAUAUGGAACCAAGUCCUUGGCUCAACAUGACUUGUCCAUGUGCCUCACAAUUUUAAACAAGGGAAUAUUUGAAGCAGAAGAGAAGACAAAUGACUGUCCAAUACCUAAUGAGCAUGGAGUUUUACAGCCAGCAAGUGCAAUGUUUUACAAUGACAGUCCGUGGAUGCCAGUGGAUGCUGGUGUCACACUCUGCCACAAAAAUGUGUCCCGUGCAAUGGCUCGCCACUUUGGUGUAGAGACAACAAGGCAUCAUAGUUUACAAAUCCACAUAGCAGAGGACAUUGCCCCAUUUGCAUUUCCAUUUGAACAACACGAGGAGCUCACUGUUCGAAUCAAAAACAUUAUUUCAGCCUAUCCUUCGAAGAAGGACAUCUUGAAGGAGUUGAUCCAGAAUGCAGAUGAUGCAGAGGCCACAGAAAUCCACUUUGUUUGGGACAAACGACAGCAUGGUAAAGAAAAAACAUUUGGCAAGAAAUGGAACCAACUUCAAGGGCCAGCACUGUGUGUGUUCAACAACAAGGUGUUUUCAGAUGUUGACCUAGCAGGCAUUCAGCAGCUGGGAGAAGGGGGGAAGCACAACUCCCUAGGGAAGACAGGAAAAUAUGGUGUUGGAUUCAACUCUGUUUACCACUUAACUGACUGUCCUUCAAUUCUGACUGGAGACGACCUUUUGUGCAUUUUUGAUCCCAAUCAAAAAUACAUUGAGAGUAGUUCAGGAAAACCACCAGCUGGCAUUGGCUACAAUCUAUCUGACAAUUUAAAGGCCAUGUACGAGGAUGUCUACAGUUCCUUUCUUCCAAACAAGUUCCCUCUGAGGAAUGGUACCAUGUUUAGAUUACCUUUAAGAGCAGGGAACAUGGCAAACAGCUCCAAAAUAUCCAACGAGUCAGUCACUGAUGAGUACAUGAAAAAACUUUGUUCUGUUCUUUCUAAGGACCCUGAAGGACUGAUCCUGUUUUUGAAAAACAUCUGCAAAAUAGUAGUCCAUGAAAUCAACCAAGAAUCAGGACAAAUGGAAACCAUCUUCAUGGUUGAAAAAAGUGUCACACAGACAAGCAGAGACAAGAAAGAUACAUUUGUAAAGCUCCAACAAAAGGCCCUGACAUCUGCAAAAGUAGCCAAACCACAAAAAGUCAUUUAUGAAACCACAAUUUCAACGUCAGGUAGAUUGAAAAGUCAGUGGCUCAUUGCAGAACAGUUUGGCUCAUUUGCAAAAACCAAGGGAAAUGUUACUACAUUUGACCAACUUCCCCAAGCAGCAAUAGCAGCAUCAAUGAAUUCAAGCACCUUGGAAUUCAAGGGAGAAGCAUUUUGUUCUCUGCCUCUGCCAGGAAAGACUGGCCUGCCAGUGCAUAUCAAUGCAAACUUUGAGGUUGAUUCCUCCAGGAAAAAUCUUUGGAAGGAAGAUGGUCAGAGCCUAAAAACUAAAUGGAAUGAAUUGCUGAAAGAGACAGUUGUAGCUCCUCUGUAUGCAGAUCUCCUUCACCACAUCAGUCUGAGUGUUGCAAAGACCAAAGUCCAAACUACAUUCAUUGAGAGUUGCUUCAAACACACAUACCUAUGUUUCUGGCCAGUUGCUUCAAAGGAUGUUGAUCAGGAUUGGCAUGAAAUGAUCCACAAGGUGUACAGAUCAAUCAAAGAAAGGGGCCUUACUGUGAUUCCAGUAAAGAAAACUUCAGUGCGUAAUGUUCAUAAAUCCUUUAUAAAAGAAUAUUCCUUUGACUGGUGUGACAUCAGAGAGACAGGGAGAACAAAUGCACUUUACUUGGCAGAGCCAUUCACUUUUGAAAUUGGUCAAAUUUUGGAAGAACUUGGUAUGAAAUUGGUUCCAUUUUCCGAUAAAAUGCAAGAAAUUUGGAGAAGUUUCAAUAAUGCAGGCGUUGAGUUAAAGAUGGUCAAUUCCUCAACUGUACGAUCUUUCCUGAAAGAAAAACCUCUGAAUGACCCAACCCAAACAUCUGAAACGUUACCCCUGCCCCUACCCUCUACUCUGAUUAGAGAUGAAAACAGAUGUUCACUCCUCCUUAAAUACUGCCUAAAAGAUUUAAUCUCAGCAAAGGUCACAGAGGAAAAUUCAGAUAUUCUAGAUGGACUUCCCCUUCUUUUGACAAGAGAUAAAGUUCUGAGAGUUUUCAACUCCAAAUCUCCAAAAGUGAUCACAAGACAUGACAGCCUAUUUCUUGAUGACAUGGAACAAUUUGCAGAUUUUACAGUUAACAGAGAAAACAGGGAAACUCUACAAAAAUAUAACCUUGUCAAAAAUCUGACAGUUCCAUGUGCAGCUAACUAUCUGAAACCAUUGAUCCAGCGCCAUCUCCAAAGCUGUGAAGUUGAUUCUCACAGUGGUUUCUAUGUUCCAAAUGAGACCAUGUCGAAGUGGUUGAAGUCACUGUGGAAGUUCUUGGAAAGUGAAAUUAAACAAGAGAUAAACAGCGACGACAACGAAACUCUGAAGUUCAGUGACGUGAAGGAGCUUUUCAGUGAUUGCUUUAUCUUGCCUGUAGAGUGUCCACAGCUAAAGAACAACUACUUGCUACAGAGAAUGAAAGACAUGUCAAGUGUCAUACAGUUUGCAAGUGACAGGGACAUCUCAAGUGUCCUCUUUAAACUUGGUUUUAUGAAGCUCCACAAUAGGUUCUUCACGGAGACUCAUGUAAAUCAACAACUAACUCUACUUCUGAAACCCGAACUUAUGGAUGUAAAUGACAGUAGCAUUGUGCUCGACCAGAUUUGUAACAAAAACAACUUGGAAUUUUCCAACCUUUCGAAUCAUGAAAAAAGCGAACUCCAGACAUUUCUUCAGUCAGGCGUGGCCAAGGCCAAAAACAAACAGGACUUUCAGAGAAAGUUGAAAUCCUUACCUCUUUUUGAAACAAUAUCUGGUGAUAGAGUGCGAAUUGACGGACCUCUCAAGGUGUUUGUCCUCCAAAGCCAGCAUUUGAUGAGUUAUCCGGAUCUUCUCAAACUGCCCAAAUGCAACAGCAUUUUCCUCAAAGAUACUUUGGACAACUGCAGUCUGUCAGAGUCUCUAAAAAUCCCAAAACUGACUGAUGAUGAGUAUUUCACAACAUUUAUCCUGCCUGCUAUACAUGAGCUCACAGGAGAGCAGAAGCUUGACUGCUUUAGAUUCUUGUUGUCACUGCGGCGUCAUUUAAUCGGUCUCAGCUACAUGGAGAAAAUCAUUCCAACAUUAAAAACAGUUAAGUGGAUCUGCAGUUCUCAGGGUAAAUUAGAGAUGGCAUCGUACUUCUUUGACAAACGUGUUCCCUUAUAUGAGAAAAUGCUUCCCAAAGAGAUGUUUGUUCCUGAAGGAUUUUUUAAUCUGUUUGGUGAAGAAAGUCAGGACAAAAUUGAGAUGCUGCUCAAAGAACUUGGAAUGAAGCACGAGGUGUCAAAAAAUGACAUAAUAAAAUUUGCACAUCAGUUAGAAUCAGAAGCUAAAAGAAGUGGUCACCUCCAAGAUUUGAAAGAUAAAUCAUUGCUGAUUUUUAAAGCAGCCCUCGCAAAAGCAAGUGAUCCGAACAAUAAAGAUAAAACAGUGCUGGAGAGCAUAGCUGACAUCAACUUCCUGUUUCCUGUGAGAAUAAGAAAAGAACUGUGUGACUACCACAAACCAUUUGCAGAUCAAAGCACAGCUGUGAAAAUCAGAGGCUCUUUAAUAGACAAUGAUCCCAAAGAUCAGGAUUUGAUUUGGUCUUCAAUGCCAAUUAUAAAGUUACCAGUAGGUAUGUUUUACAACCUGCUGCAGAUGAUGAAAAACGCAGGUGCCCACGAAAAGCCACCUGCAGAGUAUGUGGUUGCUAACAUGAGAAACAUCUGUGUAUCUCCAUGUAAAUCCAGUGAGCUCAUUAAAACGCGAGCUCAAGUGUUUCGAUGCUCCUACAUGCACUUGCAGGGUCAAGGAUUCAAAGCAAAAACACUGACAGGUCUACCCGUGGUGUUGGUUGAAAACGACAAAGAACUUGUGAAGGACCAGGACACAGUUCUUGUACUCCGGUAUGCCCAGGAAUUCCGACCGUAUUUAUACGAAAUCCACUCAAAGGAUGUGAUUUUUAAAGAUUUCUUCAUGAAACUGGGUGUGAAAGAAAACCCUACUGCAGCACAUUAUUGCAGAGUGCUGGAAUCGGUUUACAAUGAAACUUGUGAAAAGCAACAACUACAAGCGAAUCAGCUCAGAACAGUGAAACGUGCCAUUCAUCAGUUGUUCUAUACAAUCAAAGAACAGAAAAAGCAGGCCCAUCUUAAUGGCGUAACGUCUUUGCAUCUUCUUGGUGUGGAUGGUAAAUUACACCCAUCGUCCACAUUGUACUACAAUGAUACUGUGUUUGAGGCCCAAAGGUUAGAACCAGCUCUGGGUGAGAAGUUCCUGUUGCUCGAGAAAUUCAUAAACUGUCAUUUGGGUCCUGACACCUACAAACAUCAUCGGUGGUUGAGUUUGCUGCCGACUUCCUUUCAACCGAAAAUGCUGUCCCAGGUCACAGAGGAGAAGCUGGUGGAAGAAAAGAUUCAGCAAUGUGAGCUUAAGGAUGAGUGUGAGUUCAGAGGAUGGUUUGAUGAACAUCUAUCCUCUUUACCCUUCAGGCACGGAUUAAUAUGCCUGAUCCGCAGCCACUCGGGAGGUGAAAUACAACACGAAGAUGCUGCUAUGCUGUGUCAGAAAAAUUAUGGCAGCAUGAAGAUUGUCUGCUGCAAAAACCUGGAAACUAUGCUUUGGCUGAACAAGGAGCCACUUCAGAACACAGCCAGUGACAGUGAAAUCUGUGUCAAACAAGGGCAACAUGGUUGCAUUUUUUAUUUGAAACACAAUGAUGGCAUCCCCCAUAAAGUCAUCAGUGAAGUGAACAUGACAUUGGCAAAGGAGAUUAUUGCCCUUUCAGACAACAAAAUUUCAUUGCACCACUUUGCAGCCCUUGAACAACUUCUUCUCUGCGACACGCUGCAAGAUGUUCAAAAAAUUCUAGCAAAGAACAAAAUCCGUGACAGUGCAGAAGGUAAAAGCCUCCUUGAGCCACCUGCUCCUGGGACUGAAGUACCAAAAGAAUGGCAUGACUGGUUAGACAUGGACAUCCUUAACAACUUUGAAGUGGAUGAAUAUGUUGGUUAUAGGGAUGAGACAGAAAAAUACAUAUAUGCUGUUAUUGUUGAAGAACUGCAAGGAAACACAGGGCAAUAUUCACACAGGUACAAAGUGAAUGUUGGAGGAGAUGAGCCAAUUGAAGUCAGUUGCAUUGACCUGUACCAGUUUAAACGAGAAAAGAAGACAGAGGACGAGGGGACGAGCACACCUCCCCAAAAUCACUGCAAGGAGCUGCAGCUACUGGAAAAAGCUGGUCCAAAUCCAAGUUCAUCUUCCUCCACAUCUGGCUCCUCAUCCACAAGAUCUAUGCCAGCAUCAUUUGACGAAAUUAAAAGAGAGAUUGACCGAUGCUUAGCAGAGAUAUGGACUCUUUCUCAGGAACAGAGAAGAAAAGCCAUCAGACGUCUGUACCUCAGAUUUCAUCCUGAUAAAAAUUCAGGCUCUGAGUUUUUGGCCACAGAAGCUUGUCAGUACUUGCAAACAAGAGUCAAAGAGCUCAGCAGUGAAGGAGGCCCAUGCAGGAGCUCAUCCUCUUCAAGGGCAGGACCAAAUUUCAAUACCUUUUACGAACAAUGGAACAGGGAAGCCAGGAGUCACAAACAAAGUCGAGAAAGAAACUCGAGCCACUCUUGGACCCAUAACGAAAAUAUCCCCAAGCCAAACAAGAAGGAGGCUCAACGCUGGUGCCAACAGGCUCGCUGCGAUCUUAAGGCAGCGUACAAGGACACAGAUGGAGACAGCACUGAAUGGUGUCUGUUUAAAGUCCACCAAGCAGUUGAGAAGUCUCUGGUAGCAGCCGGAUACAAACGAGACGGUCACCAUCACAACAGCAGCUGCUCCAUUUCAAUGCUCGCAGCACAGGUUUCCAACUACAGCACCCAACUCAAAGUGGUAAGCCAAAUUGUGCAAGAGCUCAAGCUCAUGGGAGUGGACGCCAAGAGGACUCAAUAUCCCAGCUGCUAUCGUUAUCCUAAUAUUCCAAAUGGACAGUUCCCCACAGAGAAUGAAAUAAGUGCCAUCAACAAGGCAUCUGAGCUCCUCAGUAUCAUAGAGGAGUACGUGAGUUAGGGAUUGGAUAAUGUCAGUCACUGGACCAUGAAAGUACUAGAAGUACAAAACAAAAAACAAGCAUCAAACUUUUUUUUUUUUUUUUACAGAAAAAAACGUGCAAUGUAAGGUAAACCUGAAACCAUUAUUCUUGCACGGCUGCAAAAAUCUGAUCUCAUGUAAUCGCUUUAAUGUUUAAACUAGUUAACAUGUCAUUUCUAAAUGCUUACUUUGAAUUUGCUCCACCAACAUACAGGUGAUAAAAAAUGUCAUUCAAGGUUGUUACUUGUGCUGUAUGCUUUAUAACAGGGGUUUUCAAAUUGGGUGAAUGUGAGCCUCCCCUAAAAGAGUAGAUGAGGACAGCCGAGCUCCCCAGGCCCUUCCCCAAAAUCCUGUCCACCUGCUCUAACCCACACACGCCUCUGCAAUGAAUGCAUCUUCUGUGUGCUCCUGGCAUUGAUGAGUUCCAUUAACAACUGAUAGAAUGUAUCUCAAAACGUUUUAUUUUUCUCAAAUUUAUAUAAAAAAGGGCAUUGAUAAAAGAUUAAUUGCAUCAGCAAAUAAUUUCACUUCAUGCACGGGGUGGCAUACUUCAUCUGUUGAAAACCUCUGCUCUACAGGGACCAAUUACUGUCAUCCUAUUAUUAUUGUUCUGUUUAACUCACUUUCUUCUGUUUCCUUGUCGGGUCGAAUACUUUGUACAACUUUAUUCAGGUAGUCAUAACAGAAUCCUCGUAGCGUCAUUAAAAUAUGCAUUUUUGUGUUUUCUUUGAUGUGAAUAUAUAUAGUUAAAUCAAAAAGCUUGUGUAACCAGUGCACUUUACACUGUAUGUCACAAAAAUGAAAAAUGUCAAACAUUUGAAUAAAGGAUAACGAAAAUA